Molecule: messenger RNA, 4430 nt
Organism: Fimicolochytrium jonesii
Lineage: Eukaryota; Fungi; Chytridiomycota; Chytridiomycetes; Spizellomycetales; Powellomycetaceae
Exons: 28
Coding region: 169-4287 (1372 amino acids)
Biological process (GO): intraciliary retrograde transport
Cellular component (GO): ciliary basal body; intraciliary transport particle A; axoneme
Molecular function (GO): protein binding
Source: RefSeq, a predicted model, not a curated record
CGUCAGGUUGAGAACUUGGGUUUUGAGAUUCGUCGGACGCAGCUUCCUGGUGGCUUACGAGACUACAGCACAUAUAUACGUACUGUAGGUCAUUCGCAAGCGAAGUUUUAGGCUCGGGACUGAGCCUCUGUCGAUGGAACGCAGACGAACUGGUUCCACCACACAAAUAUGAUGUGGUAUGAUCAAUCCGUAGAUGGAGAGUUUUCCUCUGUCGCAGUGCAUCCGGCGUUCCCAGUCAUAGCUGCAGCCACGAAGGAAGGGCGCGUCGAGCUUUAUGAUGAUGAAGGGAAGAAGCAGGAAGGAAUCGACGUAGCGAAAGCGGGUGCGGGGGAGGCCAAGCUGGCGUGGCAUGCCGUACGGAAGCUGCUAGCUGUGGGUUGGGGCAACGGCUCUAUCGCAAUCUGGUUUGACAACGAACAAGUCCUACGAGAAGGAAAUGUGCAUCAAUCGUCGAUCUCGCUGGUCGAGUGGAAUCCGGUUGGAAACAAGCUGAUAACUGGUGACGAAGACGGCGAUGUUGUUGUCUGGAAAGUAGACCUAAGAGGGCGACUGGCUGUUUCCUGUCAAUACCGUCUCAAGAACAAGGUCACCCAUUGCCUCUUUCGGCCGUCUCAAUUGCUCGACGUGGAUUUACGCAACGUUUCCUCUCCACCUUUCUUUUUGGGAACUGUGACCGGGUCAAUAUUCUACGCGGAUGAUAUGGGUCAUUGUACCGAGAGCAUGUCCACUUCGGCUCCAAUAGCGGCGCUCCUGAUGCUGGAACAGAAGGACACUGUCAUUGUUGUCACGACGAACAUGCUUGUCUUCAGACUUCUCCUGACUCCAGAUGGGAAAUUGACUCAGGAAUCGCAGAUGAAAUUAAGCAGCGCCGCCAGUAAGAGCGAUGCAAAAUCGAUACAUGUUGUCUGGGCUGGCCCAUCCACCUUGGCUUUGUCUGUCGGCGGGCAGCCAAUAUGGAUUUGGGACAUUGAGAACGAAGAGAAUUAUGUCCUAAACAUGUCAGGCACAGAGAAAGUGCGAAUCAACUGCGUCGCAUUUAGCAGUCACCAGAGCUUGCUGGUUGCUGGAACCGAUUCCGGUCACGUCGUCAUAUGGAAAGGACGAAUCAAUCAAAGCACAGAUGAAGAGAAAGGCAGAACACAAGUCUGGGAGAUGCUAUCCAAAACAAACACCGGAGGCAGUGUAGAGGAUGUGUCAUGGGGCGUGCAAUCAAGUGUACUCGCCGUUCGCAAGCGUGGCGGACUAAAACUGCUCACAAGACAAGUGAUGCACCGCCAAUUUUGGGGCCGCAACGCUGCGAUACAAGUCGAACAAAGCCGCGUUCUACUGUAUCCGCGCGGUAAGGAUCCGAUAUCGUGCCCGGUCGAUAUGCGCAUCAAAGGGCUUGCAUUGGCUCGCAACCGUUUCGCCGUGUGGAAUGGUCAUAGCAUUGAGAUUCAAACAUACGAUGCCGGUCCUCUGGACCGCGGCAGUGCCUCUGAUAUAAGUGGAGGGGACUACGCUAUAAGUUCUUCACGGGAAGGGUUAGCGGGCACAGAAUCCGGUGGCACCAGAAGCACAAUCAGUACAACAGCUAUGCAGAUCACUAUCGAUGAUCAGUUUGUCUACAUCGGCCAAGGAAAUCGUGUCGAAGUCUGCAACUCACUCGGAGUAGCGAAAGGUGUCAUCUCCUGGAUCGAAAGCGAGGGAGACAUCUCGGGCAUCAUCAGUAGACCCGCGUGGUUGUGUUUGACAACGAGCAAUAAAUACCUGAAGCUGGUGGACACGAAAAGCGGACAGUUCAAGCAAGUGCUAUCGAAGAAAGUGGAUCCAAAGUUAUCAUUACAUUCAAUCCACAGCGCAAGGGUGAACGCUGAUGGCUCAAUGAUUUGCUAUACGGGCGACAAGCUGCUUCCAGGUGCUGGUGAUUUGACGUACGUCGACCCGAGAAUCCACGUAUACGAUGUCGAGCGUGAUACGACAUUGUCGUUUGAUCUUACUCCCUAUGGAGGCGCGGCAGCCUCAUAUCGAUGGGACUGGAACGACCCAAAGAUACUGGUUUGCCAGACUGGAAGGAUGGAUGACAAACCGGAGACGGCCUCGCGUAUCGUGUCCUUUUUCGUCACGCAUUCCCAUGGCCUCACGCAUCACUCGACGCACCCCGCUCCCGCAUCUGCGGAGGGUCUCCUCGGGGUGAACAUGCCCUCUCACUAUCAUAUCAAUAAAGCCUCACUGGAUAAGCCGGGCAAUCUUCUUCUCAGUGUUCCAGCUCCUGAUUUGGAAGGCCUCGAAAAUGCAGAUCCAGCUACUUUGAAGUCUAUGUUAGAAUUCAGCUUCCACCUGGCCACUGGAAACGUCAAUGAGUCUAUAAGGUCACUACAACAUGUGCGCAAUCCAUCAACGUGGAGAACCCUUGCGAAGUUGUGCAUCAAGACGCGUAGGCCAGACAUUGCAGCCAUCUGCUUUGCAAACAUGGGCGACAACCGCGCAGUGGCAGAGUUGGAGCGGGUGCAGCAGGAUGGGAGUGGCGAAGAAGUAGCAUUGGCCAUCGGCGCUAUGUUCCUGGGGAUGGAGGGAGAAGUGGAGGCGUCCUGCACGGCCUGCGAGCGGUGGGAUAUCUUGAACCGGUUUUACCAGGCCACCAAUCGAUGGGAAAAGGCGCUACAAAUAGCGGCCACAAAGGACCGUAUACACCUCAAGACUACGUUCUACAACUUUGCGCGCUGGUUAGAGGAGAUCGGUGACUUCAGUGGCGCGCUAGCUGCUUUCGAGAAGAGCGGAUGCGAAAGCUUCGAAGUACCUCGGCUCUUACUUUCCAACAAUGAUGUCAAAGAAUUGGAAAAGUACAUCACCGGCAACAAGAGCAAGCUCUUGAAGAAAUGGUGGGCGCAAUACAGCGAGUCGCACAACAAUCUCAAAGGCGCAUUGCAGAACUAUGAGGCCGCGGGCGACACUCUUUCCGUCGUUAGGAUCUUCUGUCUGACUGGCGAAGUGGAUAAGGCUGUUGAAAUUGCCCAACGUGCGAAUGAUAAAGCAGCCCUCUGCCAUAUAGCCCAGCAUUACUCGUCUGAGCACAAGAUAGCGGAAGCCAUUCGCUUCUACGGUCUUUCCACGCAUCUGAGACCCGCAAUCCGGCUUGCGAAAGACAACAAUAUGGUGACACAUCUCACCUCGCUAGCCUUGCAAGCGUCGCCAGAUUGCUUGCUGGAUGUCGCAAAGUACUUUGAGGCAAAGAACAUGGGCGAUCGCGCCGCAGUGCUAUAUUUGAAGGCUGGUUCGGUGGCCAAGGCGGUGGACGUCGGUCUGAGGGCGGGGGAUGUUGGAGAGCUUGUUCGGAACUUGCCCCCAGAUACGGAUCCUGCUAUUCUGGAAAAAUUGUCAAACUACUACCAAUCCCACGACAAGCCCUCAGAAGCAUUGCAUCUUUUGUUGCUUGCGAAGAGAUUCGAUCAGGCUCUGGCUCUGAUAGAUCAGCAUCAGAUCCCGCUCACCGAAGAACUCAUCGAGGCCAUUCCCCUGACUGAUUCCGCCGAAGACAAGGCUCUUCUAGUGCAAAUCGCCGACGCGUGCAUGGCUCAGCAGCAAUGGGCUUUGGCAUGCAAGAAGUAUACCCAAGCAGGCGAUCGGCUACGCGCGAUGGACGCUCUCCUAAGAUCCGGAGAUACAGACAAGAUCAUCUUUUUCGCCAAUGUGUCGGGUGCCAAAGACCGGCAGAUUUAUGUUAUGGCAUCGAACUACCUGCAGACUUUGCAAUGGCGAAACGUGCCAACAUACCUGAAAAGCAUCAUCACGUUCUAUACGAAAGCGAGAGCUUGGGAGCACUUGGCCAGUUUCUAUGAGAGUUGCGCGGCGGUGGAAGUAGACGAGUUCCAGAAUUAUGAAAAGGCUCUCGGAGCUCUGAAAGAGGCCAUCAAAGUUAUCGACAAGAUAAAAGAUCCCCAGAAGCGGGACCAUUCGCUCCACCAGUUCGAGAGCAAAGUCUCCACCAUGGCGCAGUUCGUGCAUGCGCGUGAAAUAGCAAAGACGGAUACACUGCUAACGUUCCAGAUAUGCGAGCAGCUGCUCCAAAUGCCGGAUAUUGAUGACGCAAUACGGAAAGGUGACAUCUACGCUCUAUUGAUCGAAUUACACUUCAGCAACGGGUACUAUCCACAAGCGCUAGAUCUGCUAAACCGAAUGGAAGCUAGUCUUCCCGGGGUCAACGUUGCCUAUUACGUUGAUGAGAGGAUAAUACAGGCAUUACGUGGGGAUAGAGAUGGGAAUGUGGGUGGCGAGGUCGUUGAAGAGAAUAUUUCGGUUUUGGAGUGAUGGGACGCCGCAUGCCGUUCAGAAGGCUUUGUAUUGUAACCGACUUUGAAUAACGGAAUGAUACCCGGCACUGACACUGAGCGUGUUCGUCGACGAUCUCCCGACACGAGUGAUCGCCACAAUGAGUAUUAACUGAUCAUUCC